Drosophila subobscura is the source of this 1012-nucleotide messenger RNA. Its product is annotated as elongation of very long chain fatty acids protein F-like. Gene Ontology annotation, cellular component: endoplasmic reticulum membrane. The transcript has 2 exons. Bases 153 to 941 code for a protein of 262 amino acids. The record is from RefSeq and is a predicted model, not a curated record. Gene Ontology annotation, biological process: sphingolipid biosynthetic process; fatty acid elongation, polyunsaturated fatty acid; fatty acid elongation, saturated fatty acid. NCBI's taxonomy places the organism in Eukaryota, Metazoa, Arthropoda, Insecta, Diptera, Drosophilidae. Gene Ontology annotation, molecular function: fatty acid elongase activity.
ACACUGGAAGGCAAUCGAAUUUCCAUACUGCCCAUUAGCACACAAUUUGCAUGCACUUGCCAAUGAGAAACUCAUCAAUUCCAAACACUAUAAAGCAAAAGGUACAUUUCCACGACUAGUCUCUGGCGGAGCCCCUUAAGCACGGCACGGAAAUGUUCGAGGUCUUCGAUAAACCAUAUGCGGAUCCUGUCCCGCUGCCGCUGAUUAACAGUGCCUGGCCCAUCGCGACCAUUAUCGCUCUCUAUCUUCUGUUUGUGUUGAAGCUUGGGGGUCAGUUCAUGUCAAAGUAUGAGGCACUUCAGCUGCGAGGGGUUCUCAAGGUGUACAACAUCGGCCAGGUCCUGUACAACACGUUCAUGCUAAUAUGGGGCAUUCAUCUGAUAUUCGUGGACAGGCCAUACAACUUGAGCUGUAUGACAUCGCUGCCGCAGGAUCACCCACUGAAGACGUCGGAGCGUACCCUGUCGUAUCUGUACCACCUCAACAAGUUGCUCGAUCUGAUGGACACUGUGUUCUUUGUGCUGCGUAAGAAGCAGAGGCAGAUCACCUUCCUGCACGUCUUCCAUCACGUGUUCAUGGCGGUCACAACGCACUUUUUGAUCCGAUUCUACGGACAUGGCGGCCAUGUCUACUUCAUCUGCAUGUUCAAUGUUCUGGUGCAUAUCGUGAUGUAUGGCUACUACUAUGCCUCAUCCCAGAGCCGCAAUGUUCAGGAGAGUCUCUGGUGGAAAAAGUACCUGACCCUCACACAGCUGCUGCAGUUCAUGAUGAUGUUCCUGCACUGCGCCUACACCUACUUCCAGCCCAACUGCAACGCAUCUCGCGGCGUCAUCUACUUGAUCUGCACCAUGUCUGCGUUCAUGUUUGUGAUGUUCACCAAAUUCUACAUAAACACGUACAUUCGUCAGAAGAAGGUCAGGCCCAAGGGUAAAGCGCAUUGAUUCCAAACGCAAAUUUGCAUAUUCCCUAAACGAAUUAAAGCUGUAAUUAAAUGUGCUCGGAAAAUACAUUG